GCCUCCAUGUAACAAGAGAUGCAAAGAAGCCAGCCGAUGUUUUCAUGAGACAUCAAUGCAUAUUACAUUACACGGGCCGCAUUAAAGAGCGACAGACUCGUGGCAUUCAGUCUGACAGACAAAUGAAACCCAGAUGAAAUGGAGACGGAUGUACUGUUAAACACGAGAAACGCUUGACGGCGUGGAUGCUUUUAUCGUCGAAUUAAAGCGGACGUGUGCAACCUCACGUUGGUAAAUAAAUCGACGUCUGGACGAAAACCUCAGUCAGGUCGAGCAUUUUUUUAUUGAUAUAAUUGAGCGAAUGUUGUCAAGUAUUUUAAGACAUGCGCUGUGCACUGUUUUGAUCGGGAAUGUUUGGGUACUUGUUUGUUUCUGAUGAGGUAUAGAGCUUAACACUUUCCAGAUCUUCAGGUUGCUAAUGGAGAUAAUAGGGACCUGACAUGAACUCUAAAGUGCCCUUAGGUGUGACGGACUGAAGACUGUUGUGAAGGCCUCGAGCAAACAGUACAAGCGACUCUUUCGAGCUCUAUUGACUUCCAGCACCACGGACAGCGAGCAUGACGCGGUUACGCAGGAAAGCGUGCGUGGCUCUUCUUCUCUUCACGCUCUUCAUCUUUGGCACUAUGAUGGGCUUGCGAACCCUCAAACCCACUGACGGUUUCUCAGACCUCGCACCAGGCAUCGAGUUAAUGCCUUUGGUUGGAGAGAGAAUUGAGCAGAGACUCGUUCGUGCCGGCGACUCGGCGGGUCAAACCGCUGUUAGCAGUGAUACAAAGAUCGUGUUCUCCAAUUCUGGACCCGACCAUAGCAUUUUCUACGACAUUCACAUCUUCUAUUAUUUAUGGUAUGGCUCGGCACAGAUGGACGGCAGUUAUAUACACUGGGACCACGUACUAGUACCGCACUGGGACCCUAAAAUAGCUGCAAGUCAUCCUAAAGGUCGACACAAUCCCCCGGACGACAUUGCGUCCAGUUAUUACCCUGAACUGGGAGCCUACAGCUCCAGGGAUCCAGAUGUCAUUGAGUCGCACAUGGCACAGAUUGAAGCUGCAGCUGCAGGUGUUGUGGUGCUGUCCUGGUACCCGCCUGGUGUGGCAGAUGAACAUGGCAAAGCCUCAGAAGAUCUAGUGCCUGCUGUGAUGGACGCUGCCCAUAGACACCGUAUCAAGGUUGCGUUUCACCUGCAGCCAUACAAAGGCCGAACGGACCUCAGUGUGCAUGACAACAUCAAAUACAUCAUUGACAAAUAUGGCAAACACGGUGCUUUCUACAGGUUCAGGUCGAGCACCGGGAGGGUCCUUCCCCUCUUUUACGUGUACGACUCGUACCUGACACCACCCGAGUCCUGGGCCGAGCUGCUGACCGCUCGCGGCUCUCACAGCGUCCGAGGAACCCCUUACGAUGGCAUCUUCAUUGCUCUUAUCGUGGAAGAGCGACAUAAGGGUGACAUCCUCUCUGGUGGUUUUGACGGCAUGUACACUUACUUCGCCUCCAACGGUUUCUCAUUCGGAUCUUCGCACCAGAACUGGAAAGCGGUCAAAGCUUUCUGCGACAAGAACAACUUGCUGUUUGUGCCCAGCGCUGGGCCCGGUUACGUGGACACCGCCGUUCGUCCCUGGAACAAUCACAAUACACGCAACAGAGUGAACGGACGAUAUUACGAGACCUCUUUGCAGGCGGCGAUGUCCGUCAGACCUGACAUCAUCACGAUAACGUCAUUUAACGAGUGGCAUGAGGGAACUCAGAUCGAGAGGGCCGUGCCCAAGAAAACUGUGGCCCGUCUGUAUUUGGACUACAAACCCCAUCAACCGGACCAUUACCUGGAGCUCACUAGAAAGUGGGCGGAGCAUUUCAGUAAAGAGAAAGAGCAGUGGCUUAUGUGAUUGGACAUUACGUCUCUGCAUUGUCUUCAUAUUAUACCGUUAUCAAUUACUAUCCAACAAUUCAUUUAGAUGUUAAAGGCAGCUAGUUAACAUUUGAUUAACUGAUACGUUUCUUUUACUGUACAUUUUCUUGCUGACUGAAUGAUGCAGGUAUUUAAAGGCUCGCCCAAAAAUUCUGCAAUUAUUUGUGACCCUGUCUGUGAAAUCAUGUACAAAUGCAGAUGUUUUAGAAAUUAAAAAUGAAUGGGAACUGAUAGUACUUUGCUCCAAAAAUUUGAUAAAAUCUUACCCUCAAAUCAGAAUUAAUGAGUAAAUAACGAGUAAGUAACACAUUAAGAUUAGGCAUUGAAUCUGUGAAUAUCUGUGAAAUUAUGGAGUUUUAUUGUGUGAGUGUGUGUGAUAUUUUAAAAACGUCCCUGUGAUCACUAAUGGUGGAUGUGGUUGGUUGGUUGGUUGGUUGGUUGGUUGGUUUGAAAAAUUGUAGGAUUUAUUAUUUGCCAUUAUGAAAAUGAAAAAUUUUGCAUAUUGUAAUUCACAUUUUCAAUAUAAAAAAAAAACUAAAAUGAAAUUAAAUUGUACUUUAGUAAUGGUUUAUUAGGGCACAAUGUUAAAAUAAAAAAACUAUUUGUGUGAAGCAUCUGUAAAACCAUCCGUUUCAUACACCCUAGUCAAAAUAAAACAAACAAGGAAAAUUAAGUGUGAUUCUGGACCAUAAGUAGCACAGGUGUAUUUGUAGCAAUAGCCACCAAUACAUUCAAAAUUAUAAUCAUUAGGAUAUUGAGUAAAGAUCAUAAAGAUAUUUGAUAGAUUUCCUACCGUAAAUAUAUUUGAAAUGUAUUUAUCAUUAAUCGUGAUAUGUGUUGCUAGGACUUCAUUUGGACAACUUUAAAUGUGAUUUUCUCAAUAUUUAGAUUUUUUUGCAACCUCAGAAUUCAAUAUUUCAAAUAUUGUCUUAUCCUAACAUAUCAUAAAUCAAUGAAAAGCUUAUUUAUUCGACUUUAAGAG
This is a messenger RNA of Paramisgurnus dabryanus, 2888 nucleotides long. RefSeq names its product mannosidase endo-alpha like (gene maneal). The record is from RefSeq and is a predicted model, not a curated record. Gene Ontology annotation, molecular function: alpha-mannosidase activity. NCBI's taxonomy places the organism in Eukaryota, Metazoa, Chordata, Actinopteri, Cypriniformes, Cobitidae.